AUGGCUGGCUUCCAGCUCUCAAGCCCGGCCAGCUUCCUGCUCUCAAGCCCGGCCGGCUCCCAGCUCUACAGCCCGGCCGGAUGCCAGCUCUACAGCCUGGACGGAUGCCAGGUUUUCGACUCCUGCUCCAGAAGCAGGGUUGAGUAUUUUGAUGAUAAAAAUAAUAAUUUCGCCCUCAAACUGAGAAACGUAAUGAAGAAGGAUGAACAUGAGUACUGCUUCAGAGUCAUAACAAAUGUAGAAGGUCAGAGAUGGAUGAGAACACCUGGAAUAAAACUCAGAGUUACAGAGCUCCUUGUAGAAUCUCCUGGAGAAGUAACAGAAGGAGAAUCAGCAGUUCUGACGUGUAAAACCACCUGCAAUCUGACUGAUCCAACAUUCAUCUGGUACAAAGAUGGACGUCCUUUAACCACAGAGAUGAUCCAGAAGAAUCAGCAGCUCCACCUGCAGACAGUCAGCAGUGAGGAUGCAGGCAGUUAUAGCUGUGCUGUAAGAGGAUCUGAACAUCUCCCCUCUACUGCUCAAACUCUCAGAGUCAGACAUCCUCCAAAGAGCGUCUCAGUGUCCAUCAGUCCCUCUGGUGGAAUAGUGGAGGGAAGUUCAGUGACUCUGACCUGCAGCAGUGAUGGAGACCCACCUGUGGAGAUCUACACCUGGUUUAAAGGAUCAUCAUCAGUAGGAACAGGAGGAACCUACAGCAUUCCCAACAUCAGCUCUGAGGACAGUGGAGAAUACACAUGCCAGAGUCGUAAUGAACUCGGAGACAAAAACUCCACUGCUGUCUCUUUAAAUGUUCUGUAUCCUCCAAAGAGCGUCUCAGUGUCCAUCAGUCCCUCUGGUGGAAUAGUGGAGGGAAGUUCAGUGACUCUGACCUGCAGCAGUGAUGGAUACCCACCUGUGGAGAAUUACACCUUGUUUAAGGGAUCAUCAUCAGUAGGAACAGGAGGAACCUACAGCAUUCCCAACAUCAGCUCUGAGGACAGUGGAGAAUACACAUGCCAGAGUCGUAAUGAACUUGGAAAGAGAAGAUCCACUGCUGAUGAAGAAGAGAGAUGCUGGAUCUGA
This is a messenger RNA of Astyanax mexicanus (Mexican tetra), 1065 nucleotides long. RefSeq names its product B-cell receptor CD22-like. NCBI's taxonomy places the organism in Eukaryota, Metazoa, Chordata, Actinopteri, Characiformes, Acestrorhamphidae. The record is from RefSeq and is a predicted model, not a curated record. The transcript has 6 exons. The coding region runs from base 1 to 1065 and encodes 354 amino acids.